AUGCUGCUCCCUCCACCCGAUGCACUCGUGGUGCUGCCACCUCUGCCUUUGAUGCUCCCCUCCACCAAUGGCGCCAUGCCUCUCACCCAUGAUGCCUCUCCAUCUCGUCUCGAUGUUGUGUCUUCCAUGGGUCUCGGGAAUAUCGUCGAGUUCAAGCUCUUCCUGGGACAUUCCAAAUUGCUCUCCAUCCCAUCUACGUGCCCUUUGCUGCUCCACUCUUCUUCAUCCAGAUUUCCUUGGGCUAGCCCGGCAUCCUCUGCAUGGGAACACCUUGCCCUACUGGCGUCAGAAAGACCAAGUACGUGGUCGAGUGAUAGCUGCAGUUACAGCCAGGAUAUUGCAUCGAGGUCAACAUCUCCCUGGAAAUACUCGGAUCGCUCACCUUCAUCUGCGUGCUCUCCGCUGUCAUACUCUUCAUCGAACAGUAACCCACCAGCCGCUUCUUCUUCGCCUAGGACCCAGUCUCCUGCACUACAAGCGUCAGAACGACCAACAAAGCUGGGUAGUGCUUCCGUUGAUGCAAGAACUGUGCGGUCAGGCGAUGGCUGGUGGUGGCAGUUGGGGAACAACAUCACCAUUCCAGAACAUCCCAUGUUUCUCUCCAUACCCACCUAUGCACCCUUCAUUGCCACACCCUUUUGGGCCAACCUUCCGUCGAAAGUUCUGUCGUCUUCUUGUACCGCCCAAGCCGUGGAUACUUCUUCAUAUGAGUGCAGGCCAACACAUCGAACACUAGGCCACUCCUGGGAGCAUCGAGCUGCCCAGCUAUCAGAUUCACGGCUUUUUGAAAACACACCAACACAAAAUUAUGGCAGAGAUCUUACAGGCGGAGAUCCCACUGGUCAUUCACUGAUUCAUCCACCAAAGCAUUCAAUUCCUCUUCUGUCAAUCUUGAUAGGGACGCUUCUUGGACAUUUGUAG
Molecule: messenger RNA, 921 nt
Organism: Laccaria bicolor S238N-H82
Lineage: Eukaryota; Fungi; Basidiomycota; Agaricomycetes; Agaricales; Hydnangiaceae
Exons: 5
Coding region: 1-921 (306 amino acids)
Source: RefSeq, a predicted model, not a curated record